This is a messenger RNA of Dictyostelium purpureum, 1092 nucleotides long. RefSeq lists its product as uncharacterized. The record is from RefSeq and is a predicted model, not a curated record. Gene Ontology annotation, cellular component: membrane; clathrin vesicle coat. Lineage: Eukaryota; Evosea; Eumycetozoa; Dictyosteliales; Dictyosteliaceae. The transcript has 2 exons. Gene Ontology annotation, biological process: endocytosis. Bases 137 to 1030 code for a protein of 297 amino acids.
AUUUUAUUUUAUACAUAAUAGUAUUCUACAUUUUAGUAUUAGUGUGUUUUGUGGAAUUAAAAUAAAAAAAAAAAAAAGAAGAUAUUUAUAAUAGAAAUAAUAAAUAAUAAUAAUUAAUUAAAUUAAAAAGAAAAAAAUGGAAGAAGAUCAUGAACAAACAUUAUUAAUUAAAAAAGAAUGUUUUAUUUAUAGAAUUCCACCAAGACCAAGUGCACAAGGUUAUAAAGCACAAGAUUGGGAUCCAUCAACAUAUAUUUGGUCAGGUAGAUUGGUUAUUGUUGCAAGAGGGGAUUUAUGUGUAAUUAGAUUCGAAGAUCCAAACAGUGGUGAAAUUUUCGCACAAUGUCCAGUCGACAGCACUGCAGUAGAACCAGUCGUUGAUAGUAGCCGUUACUUUGUCAUUAAAAUUAAAGAUGGAGAGCGUCAUGCUUUUGUUGGUAUGGGUUUCACUGAUAGAUCCGAUGCUUUCGAUUUUAGUGCAACUUUACAAGAUCAUCAAAACUAUGUUAAAAAUAAAAAAGAUAUUGAGGUUCAAAAAAAGAAAUAUGAAAACGAACCAAAGAAAGAUUAUAGUUUAAAAACUGGUCAAACCAUUCAUAUUCCAUUUAAAGCACCAGUAAAGAAUGCUCCACAACAACAACAAAAUAAAAUAGCAGUUGUAACAGGAGCUGGUGGCGGUUUCCUUUUAUCCCCACCACCACCAGCAGGUUCAAAAGGUGUUAGACCAAUUGUUCAACAAUCAGGAUCUCAACAAAAUGAUUUCUUUUCAUCACCACAACAACAACAACCACAACAACAACAACAAAGUAAUAAUUUUUUCAAUCAACCACAACAACAACAACAACAACCACAACACUCACAAAACAAUAAUAUUGAUCCAUUUGGAAACUUUGGAAACUCAAAUGAUUUCUUUUCAUCACCACAACAAAACAAUAACAAUUUUAAUAAUAAUAAUAGUAAUAAUAAUUUUUUUAACCCACAACCACAACAAAAUAACAGUAACAACAAUAAUGACUUUUGGUUCAAUUAAUUUUAUUUAAUCAUUGUAGUUUAAUUAAUUUAAUUUAGUUUAAUUUAAUUAAUUUAAUUUUC